Ictalurus furcatus (blue catfish) is the source of this 2802-nucleotide messenger RNA. It is a transcript of the gene pitpnab, whose product is annotated as phosphatidylinositol transfer protein, alpha b. The transcript has 11 exons. NCBI's taxonomy places the organism in Eukaryota, Metazoa, Chordata, Actinopteri, Siluriformes, Ictaluridae. The coding region runs from base 176 to 988 and encodes 270 amino acids. Gene Ontology annotation, cellular component: cytoplasm. The record is from RefSeq and is a predicted model, not a curated record. Gene Ontology annotation, biological process: phospholipid transport. Gene Ontology annotation, molecular function: phosphatidylcholine binding; phosphatidylinositol transfer activity; phosphatidylcholine intramembrane carrier activity.
GCGAGUGCGCCGCGCCCCCUCGGCCCCGAUCAGGAAGCGGAUCGGAGAGGAAAAGCGCUGGCUAGAAUGACACAGAAGCAGCGCUGAGCUGUAGGAGAGACUGCGGUUAAACAGAGGACCAGCUCCAACACGGCAUCACAGCGUCAUCUCACCAAAACACACAGCAACGAGAAAAAUGCUCAUCAAAGAAUUUCGAGUGAUCCUACCCAUUUCUGUGGAGGAGUACCAGGUAGGUCAGCUGUACUCAGUAGCCGAGGCAAGUAAGAAUGAGACGGGGGGAGGAGAGGGCGUGGAGGUCCUGAAGAAUGAACCAUACGAGAAAGAUGGAGAAAAAGGCCAAUACACACACAAAAUCUACCACCUGCAGAGUAAAGUACCAUCAUUUGUGAGAAUGCUAGCACCAGCUUCAGCUCUUAACAUUCAUGAGAAAGCCUGGAAUGCAUACCCAUACUGUCGCACAGUAAUCACGAACGAGUACAUGAAAGAGAAUUUCCUCAUCAAGAUAGAAACAUGGCAUAAACCUGACAUGGGUCAUCAGGAGAAUGUGCACGGUCUGGACCCUGACACCUGGAAGAAGGUGGAUGUGGUGUAUAUUGACAUCGCUGACAGAAGUCAGGUGGAGCCAAAGGACUACAAACCAGAUGAAGAUCCGGCCAAGUUUAAAUCUGCCAAGACGGCCCGAGGACCCCUUGGGCCUGACUGGAAGAAAGAACUGCCUAAAAAGACAGACUGUCCGCACAUGUGUGCGUACAAACUGGUAACAGUGAAGUUCAAGUGGUGGGGACUGCAAAACAAAGUGGAGAACUUCAUUCAGAAGCAAGAGAAACGCUUGUUCACUAAUUUCCACCGGCAACUAUUCUGCUGGAUUGACAACUGGAUUGAACUGAACAUGGAUGACAUUCGCAGGAUGGAGGAGGAGACUAGGAGGGAGCUGGAUGAGAUGAGAGUGAAGGACCCCGUAAAAGGGAUGGUGGCUCUUGAAGAUUGAAUCUUCUGUAUAUAGACGGAGUGUGCUACAAUUUUUAUUGGUGUGUAACAGAGGUGUCGGCUGCAUUGCCGUAUUGUGAAAUUAUAGGCUUCCCAUGUCGUCACUUGUUAGGAAAAUUUCCCUCGAAAUAUACAUUAUAAAUGACUUAAUUCUACUUAAUGACUGGCCUCAUGUUACACAGUUGUGAGUUUUAAAAUUCCUCAUCCUUCGUCUUUCUCCUCCUACUUCUUGAUAAGUAAUGUAAUCUAAGUUACAAUCUCUCUCACUCUCUCUCUAGCACUCAUUUAUAUAAGUAUUAGACAUCAGCUUCAUCAAAUUGGAAGAAUUCAUAAAUGAAAAUAACCAGGCUGAUAAUAGAGUAUAAGAAAUAGACACACAAAAAAGAUGAAUAGCACUUAUAUAUAACAAAACAAUCAUUUCCCAUGCACCAUCACAAAACCGACACACCACAGAGAGACACAAUAAGCUAAUUAAUAUGUCAAUAUCAGAUGGUGGUUCUGUAUAUAUUCCCUACAUAUUGGGAGGUGAGCUAUUUUCAGAGCUGUAUAAACAGUUUUUCCAGUAAUUACUCUUAGUAAUUAAUCUUAGAUGUGUUUUGCGGACCAAGCUGACUCUCCUCAGUGCUCUGUUUUGAACUUCUCGUGAUGUCCUUAUUGUUAUUUUAAAAUCUUAUUAUAUUAAUUACAUCUUCCACUGAAGCGAGAGCUCAUUUGAAAAGUGGGCCUCCAGAAUGACAGGUGCUCAUUUGUGUAUUCAGAGGUCAAGGCAGGGUGCCAGCCUACUAUAUUAAAUAUAUUAUUAUUCAUCAUAAGGCAAAGAAAGUCAAUAAAAUAAGAACACUGCAGUGAUUGCUCUGUGCCUUCUUGAGCUUCAUACAAGUUUACCAGCACAUCCUUUGUCUCACAGAGCAAGUGUUGAUCAGUAUAUUGUGCUUCUCUAUGGAUCAUUUAGGAUGUUUCACAACCUUUUUUCGUCCUCUGUAUACAGAAUUUGUGCUUAAACAUUGUCCUUUUUCUCUAUUUCUUUCAUUAAGUGCUUAAUUUCCUUGUUAUUUCCUGUUUGCAUGUGGGAAAGGACAGAAGAGAGUUACAGAAAUAAGGAAAGUACAUGUCUGUGUGUGCAUGCAAAUUUAUGCUAGAGGGCUACAUGGCUCAAGCAUCCAGUCUCCAGCCAUUUUUUGUUGAGAUGACUUCACAGAUCAACAAAGCAUGCCAGAUUUUAAUAGUGCACAGGUAAAAUAUCUGUUUAUGUGUAUUUUUUUUUUCAUUUAUGCCUUUUCAUUGAUGUAUACUAAUUUCAUCUGAGAAGUAGACUCUACUUGAAAGAUAACAAAGGUUUGUUGUGCUUAUUUGAAGUCUUUGGCCCAUUCUCACACUUCUAACUGAUAAAAGGAAACUUUUAUCCAGAUUUUAGCAAUAAUGUUCACAUUUCCAUCUCAUCUCACAGCUUUUUUCAAAACUAAAACUUGACUCAGAGUCUUUUAGUGAUUAAUUCAUACUGUUCCCAAAAUGUUGCUAAGUGUCAGCACUCGACUGGAUUCAGGAAACAAGGAUUAAUUUGAGUAUGGUUGUCUGACUGUAUUUUCUAUGUAUAACACAGUGUGUGUGUGUGUGUGUGUGUGUGUGUGUGUGUAUCUGAAAUUAUGUUAUUGAGGGAUGUUUAAAAUAUGGCUGGACUGAGGGUUGCACUCUCAUCCAUGUAGCUGAGUUACACAUUCAACACUGUACAAUCCCAUUAGCAAUACUCCACAACUGCAUCGGCCCUAAGAACCCUAUCAUGGAGCUGUUUGGAUGUAUGUUUUGAAUUGUACAUAG